Molecule: messenger RNA, 606 nt
Organism: Mus caroli (Ryukyu mouse)
Lineage: Eukaryota; Metazoa; Chordata; Mammalia; Rodentia; Muridae
Source: RefSeq, a predicted model, not a curated record
AUGGCCUGGGAGCCCACAUACCUGUUCUCCCUAGUGCUGCUGCUGCUCUUGGCCUCAGGCUCCUGGACACAGGACCUGGAGUUACUUCGAGCACUGGAGGGCCAGACUGUUUCUGUGACAUGCUGGUAUGAUACGCUCUACCACUCCAGUGAGAAGAUCUGGUGUAAGCAAAUAGACAGCUUGUGUUACCCCUUCAUCAGCAAAGGUGCCAAGAAGCUAAGAUACUCCAUCCAGCAGUCUUCUCAGUUCAACUUCUUCACAGUCACCUUGACUGAGCUCAAGAUGAGUGACUCAGGCAUCUAUCACUGUGGGAUCAAUGAAAAUAACAAGAUAAUUUUUCUCAGAAAUAUCCACCUGGUGGUGUCAAAAGGUUCUUCAGUUGUGUCCACUCCUGACAUCAUUCCUACUACAAGGCUGUCUGAGCUUCCCAUCCUUAUUACCACAAAAUACUCACCCAGUGACACAACUACAACCCGAUCUCUACCCCAGCCCACCACUGUUGUUUCCUCUCCUGAUCCUGCAGUCAUCAUCAUAAAUGACACAGAUGCUGACAGUAUUCCUGGCUCCUGGUUUAGACACCCUUCAUUUUUUUCGUCCUUGUGUUGA